Phytomonas sp. EM1 is the source of this 564-nucleotide messenger RNA. NCBI's taxonomy places the organism in Eukaryota, Euglenozoa, Kinetoplastea, Trypanosomatida, Trypanosomatidae. The record is from the annotation of a GenBank genome assembly.
AUGUCUACCGUUCCGACGCUUUUUAUUCGAUGCCCGGCGAUCCCAAGUCGUCAUGUGCUCGUGAAUCGAUUCCUCUUCGAUUUGCGGGCGGAGCUCGGGAUUGCGGAGUGGUUUACGGAGGAUUCCGUCCUUCGCUCGGACGCCCCGGUGGAGGUCGUCUACGCCGCGACCUCGCGAAAGCCGUACUUUUUGGUGGAGUUUCGCCCCCCGACUCCGGAGGAAUGGCGGCGACGAAAACCCCCGCUUUCGAACGCCUUGACUUCUUCCGAAACGCAGGGGGAUUGUGGGGAAUUUUCCUCCGAAAAGAAGGAACUCGCGCGGCGGUGUGCGGAUCGUCUUCUCGACGGCAGCCCGCGCGUGUUUAACGGGCAUCCGGUGGUGAUUUCCACGGCCGCCCCGGGGAUCACCGUGGCGACGACACGUGUGAAGCGGGAAGGGGGAGGAGGGGGGCGUCGAGGUGAAAAUUCAACGCGAUCGCCCCCUCACGAGUUGAACGAAAAGGGUGGAAAACCGACCCCGAUCUCGUUUACCCCGCGUGCGGUGAAGAAGCGGCGUGCGGAGUAG